AUGGCGGGUAAGGCUUCUAGUAUUUUGGAAGUUUUAAUCUUCUCAACAGCUAUAUCGGUGGUGUCUUGUGUGGAUAAGGCAGGAAUUUUCACGUCCUAUAAAGGCAUUCGAUUCAAGGUCGAGCACAAGCUUUGCGACUACUUCAGACAAUUCUGGGUGCAAGCAAUGCUCCAGAAAAGCAUCGGAAGAAUGCCGUGCCCAGCGCCACCGGGUACAUUCUCUUACUACGACAUCGAGAUACCUCCCCCCAACGUGCCCGUUCCGAUGCGACCGGGCACUUACCACCUUUACAGCGAGGUGUACACUACCGUCACUAAAGAGAGAGCGCUCGUCAUCGACCACACCAUCCACUUUGCAGAAGACUACCAGAAGAACCGUAAAAAAAUGAACAAGAAGAAGAAGGGAUAG
Messenger RNA from Ostrinia furnacalis (Asian corn borer), 408 nucleotides. RefSeq lists its product as uncharacterized. The record is from RefSeq and is a predicted model, not a curated record. NCBI's taxonomy places the organism in Eukaryota, Metazoa, Arthropoda, Insecta, Lepidoptera, Crambidae. The coding region runs from base 1 to 408 and encodes 135 amino acids. The transcript has 3 exons.